AUGCGACGUCACGGAUGCCAACUGCCGGGAAAGCUCAAAGAAGAAGAAGAAGAAGAAGAAGAAAAGUUUCGGGAAGAGCAGGAGGGAGGGGACUCCGCCGGAGUGAAAUGUAGUAAUCCGACAGCGAGCAUGACAGACGCCGAGGCGCAGAGCGCUCCACCAUCGGCACCUGUGGAAGACAAACCACAGCCGGAGAGGAAGGUCAUAGCCACUUUGGUUCAAGGCACAGUGAAGUGGUUCAAUGUGCGUAACGGAUAUGGCUUCAUUAACAGGAAUGAUACCAAAGAAGAUGUGUUUGUUCAUCAGACUGCUAUCAAGAAGAACAAUCCUAGGAAAUUCCUCCGCAGUGUUGGAGAUGGAGAGGUCGUAGAGUUUGAUGUGAUUGAAGCCACCAAGGGCUCAGAAGCAGCCAAUGUAACUGGUCCGGGUGGCGUUCCAGUCAAAGGCAGCCGCUACGCACCCAACAAACGCCGCUUCCGCCGACGGUUCUUCCCCCGCAGCCCGAGGUCUGGUGAUGAGGGCAAACCGGGUGAUGGCCAGUCCUCUGCUGUUGAGGGCGAGGGAUCAGGAGAGAACGGAGGAGGGCGUCCUCAGCAGCGCCGCCGGAGACCCCGCAGACCGCGGCAGGAGGCACAAGACGGUGAGGCUGAAGAGCAGAAGAACGGAGUGGCAGAGGGCGGACAAACACAGCGACCGCAGCGAAGAUUCUGGCGCCCAUACCGCAGACCGUUCCGACCUCGGCCACCUCCUGAUGAAGCCGCUGCAGGCACCGAGCAGGAGGCUCCAGAGGAGAGCCAGGUGCAAGGCGAGGUGAAGCAGCAAGAGGCCUCUGAGGGCCCCCAGACCAAUGGGGAAGCAGCUGAGGGCCAGAAACAACGGCGCCAGUCUAGACGACGCAGGCAAAGGAACUCUGAGUCCUCUACCUCGAAAAACGAUACAGAGAAGUCUGCGUCAGAGCCCGGUACCCCCCCUCAGACCUCAAAACCAGCUGACCUUAGCAAAUCCGCCUCUAAAUCACCAAAGGCAUCCUCCAAAACUCCUAAAACGUCAAAAUCGCCCGAGCAGGAAGCUGCCACAACAGUCCCAGCACCAACAGAGUGACGCUCGUGAGGGGACAGUCUCAUGACCCUUGGUCCUAGGGUUGGAGGACUGGAUCUAUUUCAGAACACAUGCACUGCUCUCCCCUCCCUGCACUCCCCCCAUCCUCCAACCCACCCGUCUCGCUGUCAUCCCUCAGGCCCCCCCUCCCCUCUCAUCUUGUCUUGUGUUGUCCUGUCUAGACACUGACGUUUUGGAGAGGGUGAGGUAGAGAAGAAGGGGAUGCAUGUGGGUGGUUUGUGCAUAUUUAGAAAUUGAAAGUACAUCUUUAAGAAGAAAAUGGGAAUGAAUGGACAGUCUGCUUGGUAGCCCAGUUAUUCCAACCCCCCUUAAAAACUAUUUUCUUUAAUUGCCUAGAUGGGAAACAUCACAUAGUUUAGAGGAACUGGCCUUGAUUUUUAUUUCACUUUUUCUUAAAAUUUGGUUGAAGAGGGGAAAACCAAGCAGGUGUGUGAGGUUGGUGGUGCAUUAUGGGAGUCAGUUUAGUUCUGUUACCACCUCAGUCGAUUCUUAUAAUCUACAACUCCCUUCAUCUCCUCAAUUGAGGAUAGAUUGAUGAAAAGAUUUUUUUUUUUUUUUGUUUUACUUAUUUGCGUGUGCUUUUCUUAGGAGGGGAUUAUGUGCAAUGUCAGUAGUUAAAAUGCUAAUUAAUAAAUCAUGUUUGCAAAUCUCAGGAUACAGUCUUUAUUUUUUUUGUCUGUUUGUUGUAGAAAUUGAAUUAAUACUAAACCCAAUUUUAAAGUACUAGUUACAGAUCCCUUCACAGGUGUUUCAGCAACAUUAUUUACAGUACUUGGCAUCCUUUAGUCAAAACAUGACCACAGCAUCAUAAUUCACUCUAUACAAAUUACGGGUCCCCUCUGAACAACCUCGAUACAAAUCUUCAGAAGGUAGCGAUACACACCAUUAAAGAAUAUACAGCAAACGGCACACAUGACAGAGGAGAAAUACACAAACGUGACGCUUGUGUGAUUAAAAAAUAUAUAUAUAGAUCUCUUUAAAGGCAGCCCCUUUGAUUGCACGUCUUGUUCUAGUCUAGUAUAUCAGGCUUCUCUUUACAGAACCAAACUGGAGUGCAUAAAGAAUUGCAACUUUUAGACCCUCAUACCUUAAUAUCAACAACCAAAUGACACUAUAUGUACACAUGAAGUACUAAAAUAUUUUGUUUCUUUUUAAAGUAGCAUUUCUGAAGCUUGUGCAAUGAGUUUCUCAUGAUCAGAAAUACAGGUUGUGAUGGCAUGUAGCCUUAGCUUAAGCUGGGAACACGCUACAAGAUUGAAAGACCUGUUUGGCAAUGACGACUUUGGGGCUGUCUGGGUAAAUUACACCAUGGUCAGUUGGCACAUUGAUUUUGGGGCUGGGCGUUGUUUAAAGAUGUUUAUACAAUGAGCCAUUGCCAGAGUUUUGACACUGGUACCAAAAUGAAAUUAAACAUCCCAAAUGUUGAGGGG
Messenger RNA from Plectropomus leopardus (leopard coralgrouper), 2549 nucleotides. Its product is annotated as Y-box-binding protein 2-A-like. Lineage: Eukaryota; Metazoa; Chordata; Actinopteri; Perciformes; Serranidae. The record is from RefSeq and is a predicted model, not a curated record. Gene Ontology annotation, molecular function: nucleic acid binding.